Anisakis simplex (herring worm) is the source of this 441-nucleotide messenger RNA. The record is from the annotation of a GenBank genome assembly. NCBI's taxonomy places the organism in Eukaryota, Metazoa, Nematoda, Chromadorea, Rhabditida, Anisakidae.
GCACAGAUGAAGCCUGGCUCGGAGAUGAGUCAUUUGUGUGCGAAAUGUUGUUUAAAAUUGGGCGAGUGGUACGAGAUCAUCGCUUCGAGUCGCACCUCGCAACAGCAACUCGUCGCCAUCGGUAUUCCACCGUCAGCCAAUCCAGUCAUGAUGGGUGUCGCCUCCCUAAUGCUCUCCUCCAAUCAGCAACUCCAAUCCGUUCAACCAACCCCAGUCCCAGCAACCACCCUAAAUCCCCUCAGUUCACCCACCAUGAACUCAUCGCCAACUCAUAAUCAAGCCAUCAAAUUCUACUCGUACGCAACAAAUUACGAUCCGAACUGGUAUAAAGCAUGGCAUAAACUUGCGUCUGCAUACUUCAAUUCGGCCAUUUAUCAACCCAAAUCCGAGGUUCGCUUCUUGUUUUUUGUUCAUUUUGUUUUUGAUUUUGCUGUGUUUUGA